AUGAAUAUAUUAUCCUAUAUUGGAAUGAAUCUUCAAUCCGAAGUAUGCCUUUGGACUUUGCUGGGCCUCAUUCGUACAAUAUUCGAUGCUACACUCUUCAAAGUGAAUGCUAAUCUUAAACAGGUAUGGCAAAUGUCCAUGCCACCAGAGCUAUCACUGCCUAUACAGCGUGUUAUACGUACUAUGGUCUCUGGGGUGAUGCUGGUUCAAUGUUUCACCGUGUACGUUUACCUAGCAUCUUAUAUAGUGCUUCUGUAUCCUGUGUUUUUGGAAGAACGUCCAACGCUAGUUUUACCUUGGCUUUUGUUAGCAGCAAUAAGGAAACUGCUCUGUGAGCUGACAAGCCUAGCUCUGGGACUGGGGACAUGCGUACUCCUGGGACCUGCCAGGCCGCCCUGCAUAAAAUUCCUCGUAUUAAAGAUACUUACAAUAAUGCCUGCUUUUUAUAUGUGGACACUCGUUUUUGGCUAUUAUCAUACACUUAAAAUGGCGGCAGCGUUUAAGUCAUUUCCAACAAAUUUGCCUGUAAAUGAUAACGACUGCGGUCUUGAAUUAGCUGUGCGCAGGCGUCGAACAAAAUCCUUGCAAGGUGAAGAUCAAGUGCGGAAAAAACUCAUCGCCAACUUUUACAGCGAUAGGCCACUGUCGACAGUUAGUUCAAAGUCACAAAAAAUAGACGAUUCUCCAGGAAACUUGACGAGUUUGAGUUCAGAGGAAAUAAACGUUCCGGAUAUAUUGCAACCUUUAUCAAUUACAUCUAACAGGACAAUAUCAGAUAUAGGGACGUAUGAGGACUGGUUUGACAGUGAGGUAGUUGUCCCUAGGGACACUGACCGUAUACAUGAACAAUUUGUUAUUAUGCUAUUACGUAUUGGCGUCUAUUUAACGAAAGAUAAGGUUGAUGCAGCAAAACUAUUAAAUUCAAGCUCAUUGCCACUAUUGUUCAAUUCCAGCAAUAUACAAUAUAAUCCCAUAUCUCAGGAUAACGGUGAAACACCAUCAUUAGUUGGUCAUAGUCAGGGUAAAAUUGCGUCGUAUUUACGGGACUAUCCAAAUAUAUUUAUGAAGAAUCCAUCUGAUAUCCUAACGCGCUUACAUUCUGAAGCUCAAAUAGAACCAGGUGAUAAUCAAAGCGUUACUUUGAGAUCAGAAAGUUUAUCAUCAAAUAAAUCUACAAAGGAUAUCUCUCUAGGACCGAACCAAGAUAAUUUAAAAAAUAAUUCAGAGAGUAGUGAAGUUGUUUCACAAAAAGAAUCUAGCAUUGAAAUACAUGAAGAACGUAGAGAAGAAGAUUUUAUUCAACUACGAAGUAAACGAAGUAAAAAUCAAUCUCGAUCCGACACUAAUCAUCAAGAUGGAUAA
Molecule: messenger RNA, 1362 nt
Organism: Pieris macdunnoughi
Lineage: Eukaryota; Metazoa; Arthropoda; Insecta; Lepidoptera; Pieridae
Source: the annotation of a GenBank genome assembly